GCAGCCAGACACCACUACCCUCACCAUGAGCCCCUGGCAGCCCCUGGUCCUGGUGCUCCUGGCGCUGGGCUGCAGUUCAGCAGCUCCCAGACGGCGUCAGCCCACAGUUGUGGUCUUCCCAGGAGACCUGAGAACCAACCUCACGGAUUGGCAGCUGGCAGAGGAGUAUCUGUACCGCUACGGCUACACGCGUGUGGCUGAGAUGCGCAGGGACAAGCCGUCCCUGGGUCAGACGCUGCAGCUUCUCCAGAAGCGCUUGAGCCUGCCCGAGACGGGCGAGCUGGACAGCGCCACCCUGGCGGCCAUGCGAGCCCCCCGCUGCGGCGUUCCCGACGUGGGCAGGUUCCAGACCUUCGAGGGCGACCUCAAGUGGCACCACCACAACAUCACGUACUGGGUCCAGAACUACUCGGAGGACCUGCCGCGCGACGUGACCGACGACGCCUUCGCCCGCGCCUUCGCGCUCUGGAGCGCCGUGACGCCGCUCACCUUCACGCGCGUGCACGGCCCGCACGCCGACAUCGUCAUCCAGUUUGGAGUGCGGGAGCAUGGAGACGGCUAUCCCUUCGACGGGAAGGACGGGCUCCUGGCGCACGCCUUUCCUCCGGGCCAAGGCAUUCAGGGAGACGCGCACUUCGACGACGAAGAGCUGUGGACCCUGGGCAGGGGCGUGGUGGUUGCAACCCACUUCGGAAACGCAAACGGCGCCCCCUGCCACUUCCCCUUCACCUUCGAGGGCCGCUCCUACUCCUCCUGCACCACGGACGGCCGCUCGGACGGCAUGGCCUGGUGCGGCACCACGGCCAGCUUCGACGCCGACCGCCAGUUCGGCUUCUGCCCCAGCGAGAGACUCUACACCCAGGACGGCAACGCGGACGGCAAGCCUUGUGUGUUUCCAUUCACCUUCGAGGGCCGCUCCUACUCUGCCUGCACCACGGAUGGUCGCUCCGACGGCUACCGCUGGUGCGCCACCACGGCCAGCUACGACCAGGACAAGCUGUUCGGUUUCUGCCCCACUCGAGUUGACUCCACAGUGACCGGGGGCAACUCAGCAGGGGAACAGUGUGUCUUUCCCUUCACCUUCCUGGGCAAGGAGUAUUCCACCUGCACCAGAGAGGGCCGCAGCGACGGGCAUCUCUGGUGUGCCACCACCUCAAACUUCGACAUUGACAAGAAGUGGGGCUUCUGUCCGGACAAAGGGUACAGCCUGUUCCUUGUGGCUGCGCAUGAGUUUGGCCACGCUCUGGGUUUGGAUCACUCUUCGGUGCCAGCAGCGCUCAUGUACCCCAUGUACAGCUUCACCGAGCAGCCCCCUCUGCAUGAGGACGACAUCAAGGGCAUCCAGCAUCUCUAUGUUUACUUCUAA
This is a messenger RNA of Talpa occidentalis (Iberian mole), 1366 nucleotides long. Its product is annotated as matrix metalloproteinase-9-like. Gene Ontology annotation, molecular function: zinc ion binding; metalloendopeptidase activity. The record is from RefSeq and is a predicted model, not a curated record. NCBI's taxonomy places the organism in Eukaryota, Metazoa, Chordata, Mammalia, Eulipotyphla, Talpidae. Gene Ontology annotation, biological process: extracellular matrix organization; proteolysis; collagen catabolic process. The transcript has 9 exons. Bases 26 to 1366 code for a protein of 446 amino acids. Gene Ontology annotation, cellular component: extracellular matrix.